AUGUCGGAUGAGGACUUUGGAACCGAACAGAUAGGCAGAACUGCUCAGUUUUUAGCAAAAACCAAGCUUAGCUGGCAGAUUUGGAAAGAAACAGAGCCAGAGCUAUUUUGGCUGUUUGAGCGAACAUUUCGAGCUUGGAGAUGUACAGUUAAAUUUACUGGCGAAGAGUGUCUGUAUCUUGUAGAGGUUGAGCUUCCGCAAGAUCAAGCUAAUCGCGUUGAAAAGGCAAUCAAGGACGGUACGUUAGCAAUUGAAAUGGACAAGAUACAUGGCAUUGAUCCGAUUCUACACAAGGGUAAAAAGGAUGUCAAACUUUUCAAAUUUCAAGUUUCAUUGGCACCAGCCCAGCCAGUUAAUGUAGAAAGUCGAAAGACGAUCGAGUCGCUAGAAAAGCGACUGUUGGAACUGGAACUGAAUGAAAGAGCUCGAUCGAUCGAUCUUCGAGUCAUUAUGAGAGAUCUACAGUUUUUCCAGUUGGAAAUGCAUAAAACAAUGGAAGAGCUGCAGAAAAAGGUGGAUGAUGGACUAGUGUCACUUGCUCUCAAGUGCGAUAAGAUGGAGCGAGCAGUGGUGAAAUACAAGCCAGCAUGA
This is a messenger RNA of Batrachochytrium dendrobatidis JAM81, 591 nucleotides long. RefSeq lists its product as uncharacterized. Bases 1 to 591 code for a protein of 196 amino acids. The record is from RefSeq and is a predicted model, not a curated record. Lineage: Eukaryota; Fungi; Chytridiomycota; Chytridiomycetes; Rhizophydiales. The transcript has 4 exons.